ACGCACAAGCGCCCCCACGCUGCAAAACGCACUACAACACGUGCUCGCCGAAUAUGUCCAUACAUUAAAAUGGGCGAUGACGAUUGCCGUUAUUAUUGUUUAAAAUAUCGUGGUACAGUAUGGUGUAUCAAUGUGUUUUUUUUUUAGUGGUCGCUCAUCAGGGUAUGUACAGACUGUGAGAUGACGAUGCGGUUACUGUAUUAGCUCGCGGGAGAUGUGAACUCCUCUAGACGUGAAAACAGUGUUUCAGUACUGUGGGCGCGAAUCAGUGAGGGAGAUGUAGACUGGGAGAUGUAAAGACGCGUCGGGGAGCUUUUAAAUUUCCCAGUAUGCUCUGCACGGCUAGGGCGAUGGCGUUGAUUCCGGCACCUCUGUUGCGAGUGUCCAUACUGCUCGCCUAUUUCUCAGUGCUCUGCGCCUACAGGGCGGUGGACAUACCAGCUCAGCAGACAUACGGCGGCAGCUGGAAAUUCCUCACUUACAUCAACGUGGUCAUUCAAACGUGUUUCUUUGCCGUCGCGGUCUUGGGAGAUGCUUCCAAGUUCCUGCACCAGGGCGGUAGCGGCCUGGCGAUGGAUCAGCAGCUCACGAAGCUCACGCGGCUACGGGAUCGCAUUUUCACCGUCCUCGCUUUCCCUAUUGGGACCUUUGUGGUCAUAGCCUUCUGGGCCAUGUACUCCUGGGACAGAGAGAUGGUCCAUCCGGAGGUGCUCGACUCCUUCAUCCCCGCCUGGCUCCACCACGGCAUGCACAGCACCGUGCUGCUCUUCCUGCUCUUGGAGAUCCUCAUGACGCCACAUCGCUACCCAAGCAGAGCCAUGGGCCUCCUCGGCACCGUUCUCUUCAGCGUCGCCUACAUCGGCUGUGCAAGAACACGAACGAGACGGUGCCGGGAGGUUGUCGCGACCCAGCGCUGUUGACGAUGCCACAUGUCGCCAUCGCUUCCUGCCUUUGUUUUCAACGGUGUUACUUCACUUGAUUCCUCUGUUUGUCCGGGUCAAAUCUUGUAAUCAGAAUUUCGUCCACUUCCCGUUGUCCAAUCAAUUUCACAUUUUGCACACGUACUCAGAUCCGGUGACAAUGCAUGCCUGUAUCAAAAUCGGCAUCAAUGAAAUCGAUUGAAUUGCUACUUUAAAACAAUUAACAUUUUGUAUGAACGCCUUGUUAUUGAAAAAUAUUUGUGUCGGUCAAAAACGCCGCGGUCCCCAAACUCUCGCAUCGCCUCGCCCAAGAACCAGGCGCCACGUGUUUUAGGCGCGCCAGUUGUGAUUAAAACCGUUGUUUAAAAUGUGCUUGUUUUAAGGAGUUUAGUAUAGAUGCCACGGUGUUUUAUAAAGUCCAAGCAUCAUUAACAUCGCGGCCACGUUCUAGCUUCACAUCAUCCCCUUAUUAUACAGUCGACAUUUGCCCUUCAAGGACCAUUCUUACUGUUUCAUCACUGCCGCUGUCCAGCAUUCGGUCUUCCCUUUGGCCGCCAGUCUCUAAGUGCCUGUCUUUGUGAGCUGCCCUCCUGAAGCGUGUGCACAGGACAUGCCCAUCAAAGGCUGCUAUUUUUUAUUUUGUCUAUAAUCUCGUCAGAUCUCGCAAGCUAAGCAAGUGCGAGCCUGGAUAGUGCUUGGAUUGGUAAACACCAUACGUAAUGAGUGUUAUAAGCUGCGUGUGGUGGGGAGCGGUUAGCGCGCCGCGCUUCGAACCCGGCCACCCGAGUUCGAUUCCCGCUCACGGCCAACACCAGUGACAAUUAUCUAAACGUGGUCCUGGGCCUCCCCUAGA
This is a messenger RNA of Petromyzon marinus (sea lamprey), 1773 nucleotides long. It is a transcript of the gene AIG1, whose product is annotated as androgen induced 1. The record is from RefSeq and is a predicted model, not a curated record. Gene Ontology annotation, cellular component: membrane; endomembrane system. NCBI's taxonomy places the organism in Eukaryota, Metazoa, Chordata, Hyperoartia, Petromyzontiformes, Petromyzontidae.